AAAUAAUACGGAGUACGGAGUAAUAAGAAAUGAUAUGAGAAAAAGUCGUAGAAUAAAAGAAAAACUCAAAUCCCAAAAAAACGUCAAAUGAACGAUGGAAUUGAAUUUCAAAAUAAAGGUACUGAAAUUUCAUACGGAAAAAUUCAUAGAAUUCGAUGUUUAUCAACAACUGAUAAACUUCAAGUCAAAAUUCGAAAAAGAAAAAAAGAAAAAGAAAUACACUAAAAGUAUCAUAGAUAAAAAACAUGGAAUUUCUUGGCGGAGUUCUUCUUCUACUGUUUCGAUAUCUUGUUUUCUUUACUUAUAAUAAUAAUAAUAAUAAUUCCUUGAUAUUCUUCUUACCAAUUUUGCUGGCUCUCGUCUUCUCUUUUCGUUUUUGUUUAAGAUGUUUUCUCGUACCAAUUUUUCUCUCUUUGUGUUUUCUUAGUAACCGCAAUCCUGUAAUAUUUAGAGUUAUAUACAUCGAUAGGGUUGGUUUUGUUGUUUGGCCCUCGAUUCGUUUGUGUUUGCUAGAGAAUUUAGGGGUUGUGACCUUCCGUUGAUCUGUAAUGGAGGGUGGUUCUGAAGGAGAGAGCAACAAAAACGCUCUUCAAAGCCCUUCGGAUGGUCAGCCCAAGAAGCCCAAGCGCCAGAUGAAGACUCCCUUCCAAUUGGAAACCCUAGAAAAAGUCUACGCCAUGGAGACUUAUCCAUCUGAAGCAAUUCGAGCAGAGCUAUCAGAGAAGUUAGGGUUGACUGAUCGACAGUUGCAGAUGUGGUUUUGUCACCGGAGACUAAAGGACAAGAAGGAAGCAGCAGGUGUGGCAGUAAUGAAGCCACGUAUGGAACCCAAUGUUGGUGUCAGUGGGAAGAAGAGUUUCACGGAAUUGACCAGAGAUGAAGUCACAAUUCCCGAGACUGGUGUUGAUAACAGGUCUGGUUCCGGAUCGGGGUCUGGGUCGAGUCAGUUUGGUAAUGGGGAGGGUAUGCCGACUCUGCCAAUGAGAUAUUAUGAGUCACCCAAAGCGGUAACGGAGCGUAGGAUUAUCUCUUGCAUUGAGUCACAGUUGGGAGAGCCUUUGAGGAAAGAUGCACCUAUUCUUGGUGUGGAGUUUGAUGAACUUCCACCUGGUGCUUUUGGUGCUCCUAUUGUGUCAAUAGAGCAUCGGGACCGUUACAGGAAUUCCUAUGAUACUGAGCUGUUCGGGCCAUAUGAGACUAAACCAUAUAACGCAUUACCAAGUUCUCUCCCAGAACUUCCCGAGUCAAGGAUAAGAGCAGACAGAUGUGAACAAAUUCCCCCAUCGUAUCACUAUGAUUCACCUGUUAGAGUCCCUGCUUCAAAACCUCUGUCAGUCAUACAAGACAAUGGACAUUUCUCUAGAGAGUAUGGUGUUGAAGCUCAUGCUUCAACUCUCAAUAUAUUGACUCAACAUGGCCUCCAGGGGCAAUAUCCAUCUCCUACCAGUGGGAGUGCACUUAUUAUUGCUGCUAAUGAGUGCUCUAUGCAAAUGGAUCAUGAACACAAGAACGAUGAAGCCAGAAUUGAAAGGGAUGCUCAAGUGCAUGAAAAAAGAAUAAAAAAGGAACUUGAAAAACAGGACCUGUUGAAGAGAAAGAGGGAAGAACAAAUGAAAAAGGAAAUGGAAAGACAAGAGCGUGAGAGAAAGAAGGAAGAACAGAGAUUAAUGCGUGAAAAACAGAAGAAGGAGGAGAGGUUUCAGCGUGAGGAGAAGCGUGAAUUGGAAAGACGGGAGAAAUUUUUGCAGAAAGAGCUUUUGAGGGCUGAGAGGAAAAGACAGAAAGAAGAGCUUCGUAGGGAGAAGGAAGCAACCAAACAGAAGGCUGCUAUGGAGAGAGCAGCUGCUAGGAAGUUUGCGAAAGAAUCUUUAGAGUUAAUUGAGGAUGAACGUUUGGAACUAAUGGAAUUGGCUGUUUCUAAGAAAGGAUUGUCAUCACUAGGUUCCCUUGAUUAUGACACAUUGCAAAACCUGGAGGCAUAUCAAGAAUGUCUGUGUGAAUUUCCUCCAAAGUCUAUAGAAAUGAAAAGUCCAUUCUCAUUCCAUCCAUGGAUUGACUCUCAGGAGAACAUUGGGAACCUUCUCAUGGCUUGGAGAUUCUGCAUAAAUUUUGCAGACGUUUUUGGCCUUUGGCCUUUUACACUAGAUGAAUUUGUUCAGGCAUUCCAUGACUGUGAUUCAAGAUUGCUUAGUGAGAUACAUAUUGCACUGUUGAAAACGAUCAUAAAAGAUAUUGAAGAUGUUGUUAGAACACCUUCUGGUGGGCCUGGUACAAACCAGUAUAGUGCUGUCAACCCAGAAGGUGGACACCCUAAAAUAGUUGAAGGGGCCUAUACAUGGGGUUUUGACAUAUGCAACUGGAAAAAGCACUUAAAUCCAUUAACAUGGCCUGAAGUAUUGAGACAAUUCGCACUUUCAGCUGGAUUAGGUCCUCAGUUGAAGAAGAAGAAGAGUAAAGAACAUGCAAUAUUAAAUGAUAAUGAUGAGAUCAAAGGGUGUGAGGAUAUCAUAUCCACAUUAAGAAGUGGUUCUGCUGCGGAAAGUGCAGUUGCGAUUAUGCAAGAAAAAGGAUUUAUUCUUCAGCGCAAGUCCAGACAUCGAUUAACUCCAGGAACUGUGAAGUUUGCUGCUUAUCAUCUUCUUGCGCUGGAAGGAGAAAAAGGCUUAAAUGUUAUAGAUCUUGCUGAGAAGAUUCAGAAAUCUGGGCUUCGAGACCUAACAACCAGCAAGACCCCAGAAGCUUCUAUUUCUGUUGCUUUGUCAAGGGAUCCUUUGCUUUUUGAAAGAGUAGCCCCUUCGACAUAUUGUGUCCGACCUUCUUUCAGAAAGGAUCCGGCAAAUGCAGAAGAAAUAAUUUCAGUAGCCAGGGAGAAGAUACAGAGAUAUGUAAACGGGUUUUUAGAUGGACAAAAUGCUGAUGAUGAGGAAAGAGACGAUGAUUCUGAGUGUGAUGCCGCAGAUGGUCAGGAGGGUGAUGAUUUAGGCACUCCAUCAGACGUUAUUAAAAACAUUGACCUACAAAAUGAUAUGUGUGCUUGUUUAGUGAAUGGAAAAGAUAACUCUUCUGCAGAAACUGCCAAGGAAGACGGAUUGGAUACCGUGGGUAUUGGAGGAAGUAGUCCUGGCCCAGAAGGUGCAGAGAUCGAUGAAAGCCAAUCAGGAGAACCAUGGGUUCAAGGUCUGACUGAAGGUGACUAUUCCAAUCUGUGUGUGGAAGAGCGUUUGAAUGCUCUUAUUGCCUUAAUCAGCAUUGCAAAUGAAGGGAAUUCUAUUCGUGGAGUUCUUGAGGAACGACUUGAUGCUGCAAAUGCUCUUAAGAAACAGAUGUGGGCUGAAGCACAGUUGGAUAGAAGGCGUAUCAAGGAAGAGAAUCUAAUUAAGUUUCAGCUUCAGGAUUGUUCAUUAGCUAUUCCAGCAGAGGGAAGUCAGAGUCCGUUCACCCUUCCUGUCAGCAAAGUUCCUGAGCUGCAAGCACACACACUUCUUGUAAAUGACACUUCAGUUGGAUUGAACAAUGUUCCAAACCAGGUUGAAUUUUUCUCUGCUGAAAGGAGCAUGGUCCCACUUGAUAUUUCCACAAGCCCGUUUAUUUCCACGGUUCAACCAAGUGGGUAUACAGCAGAAAGGUCAAGAAUGCAGCUGAAAUCUUUCAUUGGCCAUAGAGCAGAAGAGAUGUAUGUGUAUAGGUCUUUGCCACUAGGUCAAGACAGAAGACGUAACCGCUAUUGGCUUUUUGUCGCCUCUGGUACUAGUCAUGAUCCUGGUUCUGGCAGGAUCUUUGUUGAAUCACCUGUUGGCCUUUGGAAAUUGAUUGACACUGAAGAGGCAUUUGAUACACUUUUAACAUCUUUGGAUACCCGAGGGCUUAGGGAAUCUCAUUUACAUAUAAUGUUGCAAAAGAUUGAGAUUCCUUUUAGGGAGCGAGCACGAAGGAAUGCAUUACAUUCAGUUGGUGGCCAGAGUUUUAAUGUUGGCGGGGAUAGUCCUAAUAGUAUGGUGUGUAAUACAAAUUCUGAUAGAGAGGAACCAUCUUUUAAAAUUGAACUGGGAAAAAACGAGGAGGAGAAGAAAAAUGUGUUGAGGAGAUACAAAGACUUCCAGAUUUGGAUGUGGAAAGAACAAUUCGGGCUUUCCAGUUUGUGUGCAUUGAGAGAUGGACAAAAAAGGCGCUUUCCCUUAUUAGGUGUGUGUGAUCGUUGUCUCGACACAUUUCUUUUUGAAGAAGAUGUAUGCGGCUCUUGCCACAAAACGUUCGGGAAAGUUGACUUUGUUGUAAAACUUUUGGAGUCUGAGAACAGUUCUAAUGACAUGAUAAAAUUUGACAAUGAGGAUUUGAUUAUCUCAAAUACUUGUCCACUAAGAAUCAUUUUGAUCAAGGCUGUGUUAUCCAUGCUUGAGGCUUCUGUUCCAGGUGAAGCACUCCAAUCUUCAUGGACGGAAGACAUCAGGAGGAUGUGGGGUCUAAAGCUGCACAAUUUAUCAUCAUCCGAGGAUCUUCUGCAGGUUUUCACUCAAUUUGAAGGGGUUGUAGAACGAGAUUAUCUGUCAUCAAGUUUCGAGACAACGAGGGAGUUAUUGGGUCUAAGUUUCUCAUUAAGAGUUCCCUCUACUCAAAUUGGUUUUCCAGAAUAUCUCCCGUGGAUACCACUAACCACUGCUGCGGUGGCACUCAGACUUUUUGAGUUUGAUGCAUCUCUUUCAUAUGACGCAGAGCAGAAAGCUAAACCCUGCUAUGAUGCACCAAAAGUCGAAAGCGUUACAAAAGCAGAACCCACUGUAGUGGAUCAAAGCACACAUAUAAAAGAGGAAAACUGGAAUUACACGGGUCACAGUUCUGGCGGUUCCCGAGGUAAGCAAACAAGACGGGGCAGAGGUGGUCGUCCACGUGGAAGAUUGCCCAAAGAAAACACUGGAUCAAUAUCAGACUCUACCGCAGGUGAAAGAAUACCUAAAGGGAGUUCUGCUGGGCCAAUUUCACGUGGCCGGCGGACCAUAAGGAGGAGGAGAGAACAGUCUUUUGCCAUUGAAGAUACAGGUGGCGGUGAGUACGGACGAAGAGUUCCAGAAUCACCUGAAUUGCUUUACGGCCGAGAAGAACCAGACAUGAUGGAUAUAAAUACAGAAAGAACCCUAGACGACGAUGAUGAUAGUAAUAACGGAGAGGAAAUGGAAUCUGUCGACAGUGGUGAACAAAAUCUCUGCGUGUUCAGCAAGUGGGGGCCACCAAGCUUCCAUACUCCAAACCACAGUAAUGGGGAGAUGGAAAUAACAGACGAGGAAGCAAACAGUAGUAGUAGCAGUGAGGAUGAGGAAGAAGAGGGUGGUGGUUACAGGGAAGAUGGCCAAAACCUUGAAGGCGGCGGUGGAGGUGGUGUAUACAUGGAUGAUGGCAAUGACUCAGAUAUAAGUGGGGAUGAAAAAGGAGGUUCAGAUUCUGAUGAUUAUGGAGAUUAUAGUGAUUGAUGAGCUGAAUUGGAGGUUCAGCCUAUGGUUUGAAUCCACCCAGUAAAAGCAAGGCAAAGGUGGUCUAAAUUUGAUCCCCUAAUGGAGGUUAAAGUUUUUUUUUUGUUUUAAGUUUUGUUGGGAGGCUGGUGGAGUUCCUAGCAAUGCAAAAAGUGCCAUAGUAAGGUGUAAGAAUACAUAGAUAAGUUUUAUAAUUGUGAUGGGAGUUUUGUAUGCCAUAAGAAUGCAGAUUGUAGUAUUGUACACAAGCUGUUAGAAGUUGCAUAGCAGCUUGCCUCAAUUUUCAAAUGUAGAAUAUGUAGGGAGCAUAUAUACUAUAUAGAUCGCAGAUUGCAGACUGGGAUCUCGGAAAGGUAUGGAAUCGAGGAAUGUGAUUUAGAUUAAAAUCCUGUGAAGACUAAUUUAUGUAUCGUGUAUAUACAAAUUACAAAGUAUAUGUAUGUGCCUGUGCGUACAAAGCAUUUGGGUGUGCCUGUGUGUGUGUAACUUUGUAUACGAAGUAUAUGUGUGCUCAAACAUUUUAGAUGAAAAAUGAGAAAGUGUUUAUGAAAAAAU
This is a messenger RNA of Cuscuta europaea, 6017 nucleotides long. Lineage: Eukaryota; Viridiplantae; Streptophyta; Magnoliopsida; Solanales; Convolvulaceae. The record is from the annotation of a GenBank genome assembly.